This is a messenger RNA of Lutra lutra (Eurasian river otter), 5166 nucleotides long. It is a transcript of the gene EPB41L3, whose product is annotated as erythrocyte membrane protein band 4.1 like 3. Gene Ontology annotation, molecular function: structural molecule activity; actin binding. Lineage: Eukaryota; Metazoa; Chordata; Mammalia; Carnivora; Mustelidae. The record is from RefSeq and is a predicted model, not a curated record. Gene Ontology annotation, cellular component: plasma membrane; cytoskeleton. The transcript is spliced from 26 exons. Gene Ontology annotation, biological process: cortical actin cytoskeleton organization. Bases 611 to 4030 code for a protein of 1139 amino acids.
GCGGGCUGUCACAGGCGCCCGACGCGCGCUGCAGGUGGCAACUUGGAGGUGCCGCCGUCACCGCCGCGGGAGUAACCCGGGUCUGGCGGCCCCUUCCAGCCUCCGACAGCCCUUUCCCGCCGCCGAACCCGAGACUGGAUCCGGGAGAAUCAGAAGGAAAAAGCCGCUGCGCAGGGACCUGUGAGCCGCUCUACCUCUCUUGUGCCCUUGCGCUACUUUUUUUCUUGGAGGAAGGUUGUGCCUGGGGGCUGCGAACGAGCUCCUGGAGGGACUGGAGAGGAAGGCUUCGGGUGACCCAGACUCAGAAUCCAAGCCGGAGCAGGAGGCCGAGCCCCAGGAGGCGGCGGGGGCUCAGGGGCACGCGGGGGCGCCGCAGGGGCCGGGGCCCGACCCCAGCAGCGAGGAGCAGCACCAGGCCCUAGAGCAGUUCCAGGCCGCGGCACACAGCACCCCGGUGAGGAAGGAGGUCACUGACAAGGAACGGGAGUUCGCUGCUGGGGCUGCGAAACAGCUCGAAUAUCAGCAACUGGAAGACGAUAAACUUUCUCAGAAGUCAUCUAGCAGUAAGCUAUCUCGAUCUCCAUUAAAGAUUGUCAAAAAGCCUAAAAGCAUGCAGUGCAAAGUGAUACUUCUGGAUGGGUCAGAAUACACCUGUGAUGUGGAGAAACGCUCCAGAGGCCAGGUGCUGUUUGAUAAAGUAUGUGAACAUCUGAAUUUGCUAGAAAAAGACUAUUUUGGGCUUACGUAUCGAGAUGCUGAAAACCAGAAGAAUUGGCUGGACCCUGCUAAGGAAAUAAAAAAACAGAUUCGAAGUGGUGCUUGGCACUUUUCAUUUAAUGGUGAAUUUUACCCACCAGACCCCGCCCAGUUAUCCGAAGAUAUCACCAGGUACUACCUCUGUCUACAACUGCGAGACGACAUCGUGUCCGGAAGGCUGCCCUGCUCCUUUGUCACCCUGGCCCUGCUGGGCUCCUAUACCGUCCAGUCCGAACUUGGAGACUACGACCCAGAUGACUGUGGGAAUGAUUACAUUAGUGAGUUCCGCUUUGCGCCAAACCACACGAAGGAACUGGAAGAUAAAGUGAUCGAGCUGCACAAGAGCCACAGAGGAAUGACGCCAGCAGAAGCAGAGAUGCAUUUCUUGGAAAAUGCCAAAAAACUGUCCAUGUAUGGGGUUGAUUUACAUCAUGCCAAGGAUUCUGAAGGAGUAGAAAUUAUGUUAGGAGUUUGUGCGAGUGGUCUGUUGAUAUAUCGUGACCGCCUGAGGAUCAACAGAUUUGCCUGGCCUAAGGUUCUAAAAAUUUCGUACAAACGGAACAACUUUUACAUUAAGAUCCGGCCAGGAGAGUUUGAACAAUUUGAAAGCACCAUUGGGUUUAAGCUGCCAAACCAUCGAGCUGCCAAGCGUUUGUGGAAAGUGUGUGUUGAACACCAUACAUUUUUCAGACUGUUGUUACCAGAAGCACCUCCAAAGAAGUUCCUGACCUUGGGCUCCAAGUUUCGUUAUAGCGGCAGGACACAAGCCCAAACAAGGAGAGCCAGUGCGUUGAUAGACCGCCCUGCCCCUUACUUCGAACGCUCGUCCAGCAAACGCUAUACUAUGUCUCGCAGUUUGGAUGGAGCGUCAGUGAAUGAAAAUCAUGAAAUAUACAUGAAGGAUUCUGUGUCUGCUGCAGAGGUUGGUACUGGCCAGUACGCCACAACAAAGGGCAUCUCUCAGACCAACUUGAUCACCACUGUGACUCCAGAGAAAAAGACCGAGGAGGAACGGGACGAGGAAGAGGACAGACGGAAAAAGGCGGAAGAAGUCACGCCGGUCGCGGCAGUACGGCACGAGGGAAAGACCGACAGUGAGCGCACGGACACCGCGGCCGAUGGGGAGACCACCGCCACUGAGUCGGACCAGGAGGAAGACGCAGAGCUCAAGGCACAGAAUAGUCUGAUUAAGCGAAUAAAGGGUGAAAAUGUGUAUGUCAAACAUAGUAAUCUUAUGUUAGAGGAGCUAGAUAAAACUCAAGAUGACCUGAUGAAACAUCAAACCAAUAUUAGUGAGCUGAAAAGAACCUUUUUAGAAACCUCCACAGACACUGCCAUCACGAAUGAAUGGGAAAAGAGGCUUUCUACCUCCCCCGUGCGACUAGCCGCCAGGCAGGAGGAUGCGCCCAUGAUCGAACCGCUGGUCCCUGAAGAGACCAAAGAAGAAAGAGACAUUUCUGAAAAAGUUAAAUUUUUGCAGCAAGGAAGCUCUCCAUUCCUUGAGUCUCAGCCGAGUCUGAUACAGAAAAUGCAGGAAGGAGACUCUGCGGGUUCUGUGGUUACCUCUCGCCAAAUCAUUUUCCAGAAAACUGUCCCAUCGACCCUAGAGGGCACAGAGGAUUGGGUUAUUGUAGACAAAGUACCCACUGAGGUAGUUGACGGUGAUUCGAGAAAGAUUGUGACUUACAAGGUGGUGACCGUGAGCAGUAGAAGCGGUGACAUCCCCGCUGAUCUGUUAAGAUCCGGUGCCCUUGAAAUGCAGAGCUUCGAUGACUUGGCCCGGGAAAUGCAGUUGAGAGGAGAAAGCAAACAGAAAAUAUACACUCUGGGCAAAUCCUAUGACACAGUAUCUGGGAAGAUCGUUACCAUGACUGGAAAAGGCAAGGAAGGGGAGAAGGGAGUGCAGCCCUGCAGUCUGGAAGCCUUUCAGAAAACAGACACAGGAUUGUCAGAGUCCGUGAAGGUCAUUCCAGUCAUGGCUGAUUAUGAGGUCCUGGAUGCCGUCCCUGAUGAUAAAUCCAAAAGGGUUCCUGAGGUCCACACCCCCAAACGGAAAUUGUCUGAAUCCCUGGCUCCCAUCCAGGAAGCCGAGUCCCGGCGGCCAAGCCCUGAGGAAGAAGAGCUGCAGAAAGCCCCGAUGCUGGGCCGGGACACGGGACCCCACAUGGGGCCGGACAGCAUGCGCCUCAGCAGGACGGAGCUGCUGCCUGAGGGCGAGGUCUUGAAAGUGGGGCUCUUUGGUCCCAGGCGGAAGAGCCUGUCUGAGUGGAGAUACUCCCAGGAGCCGGCCGUCACCGUGGCCACUGCUCAUUACGUUACAGAGUCGGCCACGUCCCGAGUUGUGACUAAACAGUCUUCUGCUGAAAAGCUCAUGGAUGGCUCUGAAAUCUUCAGUUUAUUAGAGUCUGCAAGAAAACCAACAGAAUUCAUAGGAGGGGUUACUUCUACUUCUCAAAGCUGGGUUCAGAAAACGGAAACCAAGACGGGGUCCAGCAAGACCGAGACGGAAACAAGCCAGCACCCCGAGCCUCUGAGCACCGAGAAGGUUGUGCAGGAAACCGUGUUGGUGGAGGAAAGACAUGUGAUGAAUGUGCAUGCGAGUGGGGAUGCUUCUUACGCAGCUGGAGAUGACGUGGACGCUGUAGCCCAGGCAACGUCUGCCGACGCUUCUAGCUUAAAAGGGAAGGAGGGUUCUACUCUGAUGGAGGGGGCUAAGGAGGAGAAGAGGAAGGUGGCCGAUAAAGCUGUCCUCGAACAGGAAGAGACAGCCACUGCCUCCCACGAGCCAGAGGAGCAGCAGAGUGCAACAAUCCACGUUUCUGAAACUUGGGAACAAAAACCACAUUUUGAGUCAUCAACCGUGAAGACAGAAACCAUCAGCUUUGGCAGUGUUUCACCAGGAGGCGCAAAGCUAGAACUUUCUACCAAGGAGGUGCCGGUCGUUCACACGGAAACAAAAACCAUCACGUAUGAGUCAUCACAGGUUGAUGCCAGCGCUGAUUUGGAGCCGGGCGUGCUCAUGAGCGCACAGACGAUCACAUCUGAAACCACCAGCACCACGACCACCACCCACAUCACCAAAACUGUGAAAGGAGGCAUUUCAGAGACGAGAAUUGAGAAGCGGAUAGUCAUCACAGGAGAUGCAGACAUUGACCAUGACCAGGCGCUGGCUCAGGCAAUUAAAGAGGCCAAAGAGCAGCACCCUGACAUGUCAGUGACCAAAGUAGUGGUCCAUAAAGAGACAGAGAUCACACCGGAAGAUGGAGAGGAUUGACCUCAGGAAUAACUUAGCCUGCACAUGAAUCCAGUCAUGCAAACCGUUAGGAAAACCAGAGCCUAUAUGGAGUUCCCUCUUCUAACCCAACUGACUUGUAUCUGCCCAUGGAAAAUUUCAAUCCAGAAGAACUGACCUUGACCAUUAAUAAAGACACUGGCAGAGAGAUCUUCCCAUAAUAAAGCAAUCCGAAUCAGCAUCACAAAACUGAUACUGCAUGAAGCAACGAUAAAAUUACAAAAGAGUAGCAUUUUUAAUUUCCACCAAGUGUCUAAGUUUUCAGCUAUACCUGCACGUUCAUAACCAACAAUAUAAACCGUGAUCUCAUGUAACACAUAAACAAUUCAUGCCUUUCAUAGUUUAUUAUUAAAGUCUAAACAAAAAUUGCAAUUUCUUAGGUGACAGAUCUUUUGUUUACAGACAAAUGAAGAUUACCCUAAAAUGCUAGAAGCUGUCUAGGUCUAAUGUGUCAGGUUUAUUCCAGAUUAGAUGUGCCAAUAACCGAGUUUAUUCAGUAAACAACUUGAAUCUUGUACUUGUCUCACCUGGUUUUAUUACUCUCACCCAUACACAGCAACGACUCUCAAUCCUCCGGAAAUAUUUAAUGCUUACAAUCCUGCUUUGUGUAUCUAAUUUAAUUCGUUAUAAGGUAGUAUUGAUUUUAGCAUAUUAAUGUGAUUUCUUCCUUGUUCGCUUUGGUCUGCGUCCAACCUGGAAAGCUUCCAAGAGUUCCCUAACAAGCCCUAAAUAUGUAAAUUGUCAUUAUUUGGGGGAAGAAAACCUGUUUCUCUUAGUUUACAAUAUUAUGAAAUUUCACUCCGGAAUGAUCUGUUGGGCUUCUGUUGCAUUGUUUUCUCUCUUCGUUUCUUCUUCCUUGUGUUUUUAAGUUGAUUUUUCUUCUUUUACUUGAAAAAAAAAAAAAGUGUUUUAUUUCCAAAUCUGGUCCACAUUUACAAUCUAGUUCAGAGCCAAGCCUUAAAUUGUACAGAAUUUCCACUGUAAUUAAACUAUUUAGUGUUUAGUUAUAAAUAGCCUUCAAAAAGAUAUAUUCUCCAUUACACUGUCAACUGCAUCACACAGCCCAUGGUGAAUGUAUGUUUCUGCAUAGCGAAAUAAAAAUGGUAAAUGCAUUUAAA